Messenger RNA from Morus notabilis, 2216 nucleotides. RefSeq names its product sterol 3-beta-glucosyltransferase UGT80A2. Gene Ontology annotation, molecular function: UDP-glycosyltransferase activity; hexosyltransferase activity. NCBI's taxonomy places the organism in Eukaryota, Viridiplantae, Streptophyta, Magnoliopsida, Rosales, Moraceae. Bases 126 to 2015 code for a protein of 629 amino acids. Gene Ontology annotation, biological process: carbohydrate metabolic process. The transcript has 14 exons. The record is from RefSeq and is a predicted model, not a curated record.
UUUCCCUAGAAUCCAAAGAUGCGCUAACCAGAAAUCACUACGCUUUCUCUGCUUUUUCGUCUCGAAGCUUUUAUACGGAUCUGGAUCAGGACCAUAGGGAAAGCUUGGCGGAAUCAGUGGCCGUGAUGACGGAGCCGCCAGAGAAUCGUCGCGUAUCUUUUGAGAAUUCCGGCGAAGCUCCGGCGAGAAUCGAGGGAGAGAACGUCGGUACGAAUGGCGGGGAGGCAAGAGAAGUGGAAAGCAGUGGUGCUAGUGCCGGUAAUGGAUUGGAAUUGGAGAGCGGAGAGGCGAGUGGAGGUGGUGCUUCCGUCGAUAACGGUGGCAGUAACUCUCCAGGAAUUUCGGGUACGAGUUUGCAAAAGACAAACACAUUGCCGAGGGAAAUAUCGAAUCUUGACAAAUUCGAGUCGAAUUCAAGUCCACUUAAGUUGGAAAGGGCAAAAACUGAGCGGUCUAGACAUCACAACAUAGGUUCCGUAGAGGCAGCACAAAUUUUUAACGACAAAAUCCCUGUUCAGCAGAAGCUCAAAUUGUUGAACAGAAUAGCUACCGUGAAAGAUGAUGGAACUGUGGAAUUUGAAGUUCCUGGAGAUGUUGAACCCCUAUCCCUUGGUCCCAAACAAACUCAUACUGAAGUUGUUGAUUGUGAGCCUCUUGAUGCAGCGGACCUACCCCCACUACAGAUUGUAAUGCUUAUUGUUGGCACACGAGGAGAUGUUCAGCCAUUUAUUGCUAUUGGCAAACGGUUACAGGACUAUGGCCACCGUGUUAGACUAGCCACUCAUUCAAAUUUCAAAGAGUUUGUCUUGACCGCUGGGUUGGAGUUUUACCCUUUAGGAGGCGACCCCAAAGUUCUUGCUGGUUAUAUGGUUAAAAACAAAGGAUUCUUGCCCUCAGGGCCAUCUGAAAUUCCUGUUCAACGAAAUCAAAUGAAGGAUAUCAUAUACUCUUUACUUUCAGCUUGUAAGGAUCCUGAUAUGGAUUCUGGCAUUCCCUUUAAAGCAGAGGCAAUCAUUGCAAACCCCCCAGCCUAUGGUCAUACUCAUGUGGCAGAGGCACUGAAAGUACCAAUUCAUAUAUUUUUCACAAUGCCAUGGACGCCAACUAGUGAAUUUCCACAUCCUUUAUCCCGUGUCAAGCAAUCAGCUGGAUAUAGGCUGUCAUAUCAAAUCGUGGACUCUUUGAUCUGGCUUGGAAUACGGGACAUGAUUAAUGAUGUUCGCAAGAAAAAGUUGAAGCUUCGUCCUGUCACAUAUUUAAGUGGUUCACAAGGCUCAGAUUCUGAUAUUCCGCAUGGAUAUAUAUGGAGUCCCCACCUUGUUCCUAAACCGAAAGAUUGGGGUCCAAAAAUUGAUGUAGUGGGAUUCUGCUUCCUUGAUCUUGCAUCAAAUUAUGAACCUCCUGAGGAACUUGUAAAAUGGCUUGAAGCUGGUGAAAAGCCUAUUUAUAUUGGAUUUGGUAGUCUUCCUGUUCAAGAGCCCGAAAAAAUGACGCAGAUAAUUGUAGAAGCACUUGAAAGAACGGGACAAAGAGGCAUAAUUAACAAAGGCUGGGGCGGUCUUGGGAACUUGGCCGAACCCAAAGAUUUCAUAUAUUUAUUGGAUAAUUGCCCUCACGACUGGCUCUUUUUACAAUGCAAGGCUGUGGUGCAUCAUGGAGGUGCCGGAACAACGGCUGCGGGUCUAAAAGCUGCGUGUCCCACGACGAUUGUUCCUUUUUUUGGGGACCAACCUUUCUGGGGAGAACGAGUACAUGUUAGAGGAGUAGGUCCUUCCCCCAUCCCAGUUGAUGAGUUUUCACUUCCCAAGUUGGUUGAGGCAAUUAAUUUUAUGCUUGAUCCCAAGGUUAAAGAGCGUGCUGUUGAGAUUGCCAAGGCCAUGAAGAAUGAAGAUGGUGUGACGGGAGCAGUGAAGGCCUUUUUUAAGCAUCUUCCCCCCAGGAAGCCUGAGCCUGAGCCAGAACCGGUGUCGUCGAGCUUUUUCUCUAUGAUAAGUAGAUGUUUUGGUUGUGCAUAAAUGUUGUGUUCCGUGUUCAUUUGUUUUCUUUCCUAGUGUUGCAUGACGGAAUGUUCUCACAGUGCUCACAAUCCAAACAUUCAUCCGUCAUGUAUGUAGCUUAUAAUUUAUCAUUUCUGCUUCAUAAGGUGUAAUUAUUUUGAUUUUUUGUAUUCAAUAUUCAUCAAAAGAAAAGAUGAGUUGGCUUUAUUACCCACAAGG